This is a messenger RNA of Anopheles bellator, 2234 nucleotides long. It is a transcript of the gene Trim9, whose product is annotated as E3 ubiquitin-protein ligase TRIM9. NCBI's taxonomy places the organism in Eukaryota, Metazoa, Arthropoda, Insecta, Diptera, Culicidae. The transcript has 9 exons. The record is from RefSeq and is a predicted model, not a curated record. Gene Ontology annotation, molecular function: protein binding; zinc ion binding. Bases 1 to 2160 code for a protein of 719 amino acids.
AUGGAGGAAGAACUGCGCUGCCCGGUGUGCAAGCAGCUCUACUCGAGUCCGGUGCUGCUGCCGUGCUAUCACGCCCUCUGCCUGGCCUGUGCCCUGGACAUUCAGACGGCUUCGUCCUCGUCGUCUUCAGCGUCCUCGACGGCCUCCGGUGGGGCGUCGGGGUCGGCGGUGGCGGCUCCCGCAGGCGGUAGUCACGUCGCACAGCUCCACCAACAGCACCCGCCAGCGCCACCGUCAUCCUCGUCGUCCUCUUCGUCAUCCACGGGCAGCUCGAGCGCCACCGAGAGCGUAUCCUCCGACCAGGACCAGGCGGACAAGGUCAGCAUUCUGAGUGAGGCCGACUCCGGUGUCAUCUGCUGCUCGCGGCCCGGUUCGUACGCCGGCACCCCGAACCUACAGGGACUCCUUUUCCCACCGUCCGGUUCCGGUGGGUCCGUCUACUCGCUCGUCUGCCCCGUCUGCCGGAAGCUGGUGUUCUUCGACGACCUCGGGGCCCGCAACUUGCCACUGUACCGGGCGAUGGAAUCGAUCGUGGACCGAUUCUGCGAGCGGGAAGCGCUCCGCUGCCAGAUGUGCGAAACCGAACCGCCCAAAGUGGCGACCGUGAUUUGCGAGCAGUGCGAGAUUCGGUACUGUGACGCGUGCCGCGAGCUGUGCCAUCCGGCCCGUGGGCCCCUCGCCAAGCACAGCCUCACGAAGCCACGUGGCGCCUGUCAGCUGCGGGAGUCGAUCUGCGGAGAGCACACGGAACCACUGACCAUGUACUGCAUGGGCUGCAAGCUGCCCAUCUGCAACCAGUGCAUCGGCGAGAACCGUCAUCAGUCCCACGAUCUGCAGUCCAUCACGGCGAUGUGCAAGGCCCAGAAGACUGAACUAUCCCACAACCUGCAGCAGUUAUCAGAAAAGGCGAGGUCAACAACGGAAUUCAUACAAAGACUGAAAGGAAUGAGCGAUAAAGUCACGGACACCUGCAUGGAGUUUGAACGACUUGUUACCGUACAGUGUGAGACAUUGAUUGAAGCCAUUAACGCCCGGAGGGACGUGCUUCUCGAUGUAAUACGCAGUGACAAGGAAGUGAAAAUACGCACAUUAAAGGAUCAACAGGUCAGUUGCACAGGGAAGCUCCAGCAAACAACUGGGUUGAUUCAGUUCUGCAUUGAGGCGCUAAAAGAGACUGAUAGUGCAGCGUUUCUUCAGGUCGGUUCGAUGUUAAUUAACCGCGUCGCCAACACGGACAUGACCUGGCACCAGGAGGUCACGAAUGCGGCGCCUCGCGUAUCGCCAAUUAUCGAUCUCACGCUCGACGACUCGUCAGUAAUUCGCGCCAUCGAUAAUCUCAACUUCAUUCAGAUGAAGCUACCCCUCGCGCCCGUCAUCAUUCCGGAGGACUGCUCAGCGGAGAACAACUCCGUAACUGUUGCGUGGCAGGCGCCCAGUCACUCGUUCGUCCAAGGAUACGUGCUCGAGCUGGACGAUGGCAGCGGUGGAGAGUUCCGGGAAGUCUAUUGCGGCAAGGAGACAAUAUGUACCGUCGAUGGACUCCACUUCAAUUCCAUGUACAAUGCACGCGUUAAAGCCUUCAACAACACCGGCGAGGGUGAAUAUUCAGAGCUUAUCGGAUUACAGACAGCAGAAGUUGCCUGGUUUGCGUUCGACUCCGUUCUCAGCGGUGGCCCUUGCUCCGGAUUGAACUUCUCCAGCGACAACCAGACCGUGUCGGCCGACGGCUGGGAGCACCGGGUGGCCCUCGGAUCAGUUGGGUUUUCGCGUGGCGUCCACUACUGGGAGUUUACCAUCGAUAAGUACACCGCCGACACGGAUCCGGCCUUUGGCGUGGCUCGUCUAGAUGUGGCCCGCGAUAAGAUGCUCGGAAAAGACGACAAAGGCUUUGCGAUGUACAUCGAUCGGCAGCGGUCUUGGUUCCAGCACAACAGCGUCCAUGAGCGUCGCGUCGAGGGCGGUAUCUCGACGGGAAGUACGGUCGGAGUGCUGCUGGACCUGGAAAGGCACACCCUUCACUUCAUAGUCAACGAGAUGCCGCAGGGCUCGGUAGCGUUCCGCGAUCUGUACGGGGUCUUCUAUCCUGCCGUCAGCGUCAACCGUGGUGUCACUCUGACCCUGCACACUGGGCUCGAUGCGCCCCACAUGGACUACCACUAGGGGUCGGGCUCGGGAUCGGUACGAUCCCUUCGCCCAAAGGUGACCUCCUCCGGCAGCAGUGCUCAGUAGUAAGU